AUGGAGCAUUGUGACAGCCGAGACUCAAUGACCGGGCUGCCUUUUGACGAACACCCGACUUAUGAUCCGCAAUAUGUCGACCAUGUCUCCGCUGGGCGACGAGCACCGAGCAGCCCUCUGUCCUUGACUACGGGGACGGGUUAUAGCAUAUACAAGUCCACGAUCAUUCCUGCAAUCACAUCCGCGCGGAUGGAAGUCAUUGUGGUGACCUGCUUCUGGGCACCAUCAGUGACACGCGACGCAAUAAAUGAAGCCCUCAUUCAGCUCUCAAAGAAGGCUCUCGAGGCUUCGUGCAAAAUAUCUGUACAGAUCUGUUUUUCCUCAUCAUCACUUGCUCGAAACAUGUUAUGGCCGACGCUAAAAGAGGGACAAAUCUUCCCGCCAACGGCCUGGAAAAAGCUUGGUCUACCUAGAGCCGACGAACUCGAAGGUUUGGACGUAAAAGUUGUUCGCAAGUUUUUCUGGCCUCUCGGCAUCAUUCAUUCCAAGUACGUUGUUGUCGACCGGAAGCUGGCCAUACUACCUUCAUGCAACGUCUCGUGGGAGCGCUGGUACGAGGUCGCAGUCACGCUGACGGGGCCUGUCGUCGAGCACUUGGUCGCUUUUCAUACCUGUUUCUGGGGUCCCGAACAAUCACUACCUGCGACACGCUCCGCGACGGAAGUCGAUAUCAGGUCUACUGUCGAGCUCUCGGGUGCACCUCGGCAACCUGGAUAUUCUCCUGGUAUGCUCGAGACCGGUCCUGUCGAGACCACGCUGUUACCUUCUCCCCAUGGCUCUGGGCUCCUUCCCUUUUGGCUCCAUCCUCGAGCCCUUGCCAGCCAAUGCCCCUGCAUUCCCAGCACCGCUCCUGGCUUCCGUCCGACACCUUUGUCGAGCACAACGUAUCACCUCCUGAAUACCGCCAAGUCCAGCAUCAUCAUGCUUACACCAAAUCUGACCGAGCCUGCAGUUCUUGAAGCUAUUUAUCAGGCCCUUCUGCGGGGCGUUCAUGUUUGCAUAUGGACGAACCGCACCCUGAUGACCACCGAGCAGUUGGUGACCGCGGGUACUACGACUACAGCCUGUAUCAGUAAUUUGAAGCGACGCACACGCAAUAUGCAGGCUUCCUUGGAAGUUUACUUCUUUGAUGAUGGUUCCGGCACGCAGGAGGUUCCACUUGCCGAUCGCGAGGUGACGCCUGUCAAGUUGCAUGCGAAAGUGACCAUUGUAGACAACGAGUUGCUGUUGCUAGGAAGUGGCAACAUGGAUGCUGCGAGUUGGAGGACCAGCCAGGAGUUGGGUAUUCUUAUCGAGAACAAACAGCUUGUUGAGGAAUUCAAGAUGCAGUGGAAGUAUGGAAGGCUUUGA
Messenger RNA from Exophiala xenobiotica, 1350 nucleotides. RefSeq lists its product as uncharacterized. The transcript has a single exon. NCBI's taxonomy places the organism in Eukaryota, Fungi, Ascomycota, Eurotiomycetes, Chaetothyriales, Herpotrichiellaceae. Gene Ontology annotation, molecular function: catalytic activity. The coding region runs from base 1 to 1350 and encodes 449 amino acids. The record is from RefSeq and is a predicted model, not a curated record.